CCUUCAUUCUAGUUUCAAUUGGACCCUUCACAUCAAUCACCCUUUUCCUUUCUCUUUUUCUUUGUCUUCCCCACUGUACACACACGGCGGCACAGACUUCCAUGUACAUUAUAUAUACAUAUGUAGAUACAUAUACAGUAUACGUAUUGUAGUUGAUCAUCUUCAGCUUGAUUCAGAUUUCAGGGGAGUGUGCAAGCUGGCACCAUUGCAUGCUCUCCUCAAAAAACCUUUACUCUUUUAAACCCCCCCCAAUUUCUUUUCUUCAACUUUUCCCUUUGAUUUCUUGAUUUUUCUCUUGUGGGUUUUUGUGGAUUUCGGUUUAAUUUCAUAGAUCUGUUGCCCUUUUACCCUCGAUAUGAAAUUGGUUCAGAAAGAUUCAGAGAAGGUGAUAUGGGAUCAGAUGAGAACCCACGCAUCGAACACGACAUCGCCCAUUUUGCCAAAUCGGGUCGGCAGUGGUUUGCCCAAGCUCAUGCUGUACCUUAUCUUGUUCGUCUGUGCAACUUACCUCGUUUACACUCUCAAGCUUCUCAACACCUCUAAUUUGCCUUGUCCCGAACAGGAUUUGCUAUUUUCAACUCGUGAUUCGUUACAGAACAUCACGCUUACUCCCGCGAUCGUUGAGCCCGAGAAAACGGAGCUCAAACACAUAGUUUUCGGCAUUGCGGCCUCGGCGAAGCUCUGGGAAAAACGGAGGAAUUACAUCAGGUUGUGGUGGAAGAAAGAGGCAAAAAUGAGAGGGAUUGUGUGGUUGGAUAACCCUGUCAAGACCCAACCCGAUGAUGGUCUACCGCCGCUUAAAAUUUCCGGCGAUACCUCACAUUUUGCUUAUAAGAACAAGCAGGGUCACCGGUCGGCGAUUCGAAUUUCCAGGAUUAUAUCGGAGACGAUGCGAUUAGGGAUGGAAAAUGUGAGGUGGUUUGUGAUGGGGGAUGAUGACACAGUGUUCAUCACUGAUAAUCUUGUUAGGGUUUUGAAUAAGUACGAUCACAAUCAAUAUUAUUACAUCGGAAGCUUGUCAGAAAGUCAUUUGCAGAACAUAUACUUCAGCUACGGCAUGGCCUACGGCGGCGGCGGUUUUGCCAUAAGUUAUCCUUUAGCUAAAGCUUUGGAGAAGAUGCAAGAUCGGUGUAUUCAGAGGUAUCCCGGCCUCUACGGCUCCGACGACCGGAUGCAGGCGUGUAUGGCGGAACUCGGCGUGCCACUCACCAAGGAACUCGGCUUCCACCAGUAUGAUGUGUAUGGGAACUUAUUUGGGCUGCUUGCUGCACACCCUGUGACACCAAUAGUUUCAUUGCACCAUCUUGAUGUUGUUGAACCAAUUUUUCCGGAGGUGACAAGAGUUGAAGCUCUACAAAGACUAAUGUUACCCAUGAAACUGGACUCGGCUGGACUCAUACAACAAUCCAUUUGUUAUGAUUCCUCAAAAAGUUGGACUGUUUCGGUUUCUUGGGGGUUUGCAAUUCAAGUAUUUAGAGGAAUCUUGUCUCCCCGUGAGGUGGAAAUGCCAUCAAGAACUUUCUUGAAUUGGUAUAGAAGAGCAGAUUACACGGCUUAUGCGUUCAAUACACGUCCUGUUGCCAGAAACCCGUGUCAAAAACCAUUUGUGUUCUACAUGACAAAGGUGCGGCUAAAUUCCACGAGCAAUGAGACCAUAAGCGAAUACGCACGACAUCGUGUGCCUCACCCUGCUUGCAAAUGGAAGAUUCUGGAUCCUUCAAACCUUGAUAAAGUUGUGGUCUAUAAAAGACCUGAUCCACAAUUAUGGGAUAGGUCUCCAAGGAGAAACUGUUGCAGGGUUUUGGAGUCAAAGAAGAAAGGUUUGGUUGUGGAUGUUGGUGUAUGUGAAGAAGGGGAGAUCAGUGAAGUAUAAUAUAAUAACAAGCGAGAGGGCGUUGCGAUGGAUUUGGCCUUUGUUCUUGUCUUGUUAUUUCUUCUUGUAAGGUACCUUUUACCUACCUUCUUUGAUGUUGAUUUUUAGCAUAAUUUUUCUUGAAAUUGAAGGCAUUUAGCGUAAGUACAUGGGUUCUUUGUUCUUUCCAGCAACUUGACUGAUACAUUAGGUUAGAAGAAUUAUGUCAAUGUAUAAACUUUUUGUGGGUUACACGCAAUAAAAGCGAGAUAAUUGAGUGAGUG
Cynara cardunculus var. scolymus (artichoke) is the source of this 2136-nucleotide messenger RNA. RefSeq lists its product as uncharacterized. Gene Ontology annotation, molecular function: acetylglucosaminyltransferase activity. The transcript is spliced from 3 exons. Lineage: Eukaryota; Viridiplantae; Streptophyta; Magnoliopsida; Asterales; Asteraceae. The coding region runs from base 356 to 1873 and encodes 505 amino acids. The record is from RefSeq and is a predicted model, not a curated record.